AUGUCAUCCAACAGCUGUCAGGAAGCAGCACAAGCUCUCGCUGCUGCCCAGUUUCGAUAUGUCGCCAACAACCCCAUCUCCAAGAAGCAACACGAACACGCCGUCGAGUCACUCCCAGGCGGAAACACCCGCACUUUGCUACACACUUCUCCGUUUCCACUUUGCAUGAGGCAUGGAGAAGGCACAUUUGUUUGGGCUGAAGAUGGCCAUAAAUACACCGACUUUGUAGGCGAACUCUCCGCCGGACUCUACGGACAUUCCCACCCCGUCAUUCGUACCGCUAUCCUCUCCACCUUCGACAAAAUCGGCCUCUCCCUCGGCUCCACCACCACUUACGAAGCCCGCUACGCCUCCCUUUUGUGCCAACGCUUCAAGCUCGAGCGCGUGCGCAUGGCUAACACCGGCACGGAAGCGAAUCUCCACGCUCUGGUGGCUGCUAGGCAUUACACGGGGAAAAGGAAGGUGAUCGUGUUCAACGGGGGUUAUCACGGUGCUUGCUUCUCUUUUGGAGGAGGAAAGCCGGCGCCAAAUACGGCCGACAAGGGGGACUUUGUGGUUGUGCAGAGGUACGGCGAUACGGAGGCAGCUAUUGAGGCUAGAAGAGUUAUUGAUGAGACGGCGAAAGAGGAAGAUCUUGCCGCGGUGUUGGUGGAGGGGAUGCAAGGUGCUGGGGGGUGCCUUCCAGGCAGCAAAGAGUUCCUGUUGGCGGUCCAGGAAGCGGCCCAAAAGGCUGGAGCAGUGUUUAUCUUAGAUGAGGUGAUGACUUCCCGACUGGCACCGAACGGAUUGGGGCAGGAGCUGGGGUUGAGCCCGGACUUGGUCACGCUGGGAAAGUACCUGGGUGGUGGAUUCAGCUUUGGAGCGUUCGGAGGAAGGAAGAAGAUCAUGGACUCGGUUUAUGACCCGAGGGUGAAAGGCAGCUUGGCCCACUCAGGCACUUUCAACAACAACACCAUGACGAUGUGUGCUGGAUAUGCCGGGCUGUGCCAAGUGUUCACGGAGGAAGUAUGUGUUAAUUUCAGGAAACUGGGAGAUGACUUCAGGGAGAAGUUGAACGGGGUUGCCAAGGGAACAAGGUUGAGGUUUACGGGGAAGGGUUCGUUGAUCGGGUUGCACUUCAGGGAGGAUGGAACGUUGGACAGCCAGGAGAGGGCGGAUUUGAGGGAUCUGUUUUGGUUUGAGAUGCUGGAGGAGGGGUUUUGGAUCACGAGGAGAGGGUUCAUUGCCAUGAUAUUGGAUACCCCGAAGGAGGAGCUGGAUCGGUUUGUUGAUGCUGUCGGCAGAUUCCUGGAGAGACACGCCGGCAUCAUGAAGCUGUAG
Messenger RNA from Sordaria macrospora k-hell, 1320 nucleotides. RefSeq lists its product as uncharacterized. Gene Ontology annotation, molecular function: transaminase activity; pyridoxal phosphate binding. The record is from RefSeq and is a predicted model, not a curated record. Lineage: Eukaryota; Fungi; Ascomycota; Sordariomycetes; Sordariales; Sordariaceae.